Molecule: messenger RNA, 1065 nt
Organism: Phialemonium atrogriseum
Lineage: Eukaryota; Fungi; Ascomycota; Sordariomycetes; Cephalothecales; Cephalothecaceae
Product: alcohol dehydrogenase GroES-like domain-containing protein
Exons: 1
Coding region: 1-1065 (354 amino acids)
Cellular component (GO): cytoplasm
Molecular function (GO): alcohol dehydrogenase (NAD+) activity; zinc ion binding
Source: RefSeq, a predicted model, not a curated record
AUGACCGGCAAAACAAAGUCCAACACCAUGCUCGCCGCCGUGCUCACGAACCCGGGCGAAAACUUCAGCCUCCAGAUCGUCGAAAAGCCGAAACCCUCGCCGGCCGACGACGAGAUCCUCGUCCGGCUCAACGUCACGGGGCUCUGCCACUCGGACCUGCACCUGAUGCUGGCGGACUGGUCCGACUUCCGCACAACCAGCCAGACGGUCGGGCACGAGGGCGCCGGCGUGGUGGAGGAGGUGGGCGCCAAGGUGACGGGGUGGAAGGUCGGCGACCGGGCCGGCGUCAAGCCCAUCUCGCACGUGUGCCACGCCUGCACGGCCUGCAUGGACGGCAAGGAGAUGUUCUGCCCCGCGGCCAGGUUCACGGGCAUCAACAUGGACGGCACCUACCAGCAGUACAUCGCCGUGCCGGCGGCGUACGCCUCGCGCAUCCCCGACGGCGUCGACGACUUCGACGCCGCGCCCAUCAUGUGCUCCGGCACGACGGCGUAUCAUUCCCUGCGGGCGAGCGGGCUCGUCGUCGGCCAGUGGGCCGUCUUCCCGGGCGCCGGCGGCGGCGUCGGCCACAUGGCGUUGCAGAUGGCGAGGGCCAUGGGCCUGCGGUGCGUGGCAAUCGAUGGCGGGGAGGACAAGAGGGGAUUGUGCUUGGGGCUCGGGGCGGAGGAGUACGUCGAUUUCACAAAGGACGACGUGGUCGCCCGCGUCAAGGACAUCACGGGUGGAGGUGCACACGGCGUGAUAGUGACGGCGUCCCACCCGAGCAGCUACACGCAGGCGAUGGAGCUGGUCCGCGUGGGCGGGAUAGUCAUGUGUCUGUCGAUGCCGACUUCUGGCAAGGUCAUUGCCGGCGCGGACCCAACCACCAUGUGCGGGAUGGGCUUGACGGUCAAGGGGACCAUGGUCGGGACCUUGGGGGAUUGUGCGGGAGCGCUUGACCUUGCCGCACGCGGACUGCUUCGUCCGAGGGUGACCAAGUUCAAGAUGAGCGAGAUCCCGCAGGCGGUGGAUAUGCUCCGGCGUGGUGAAAUUGCGGGUAGGGCCGUGGUCGACCUUUGGGCGUAG